This is a messenger RNA of Oryza brachyantha (malo sina), 1174 nucleotides long. Its product is annotated as ABC transporter I family member 10. The transcript has 5 exons. The coding region runs from base 37 to 861 and encodes 274 amino acids. The record is from RefSeq and is a predicted model, not a curated record. Gene Ontology annotation, cellular component: chloroplast envelope; membrane. Gene Ontology annotation, molecular function: ATP binding; ATP hydrolysis activity. Lineage: Eukaryota; Viridiplantae; Streptophyta; Magnoliopsida; Poales; Poaceae. Gene Ontology annotation, biological process: transmembrane transport.
CAAGCCUUCUAUUGCUCUCGCUUCUCAUCGGCAGAGAUGGCGCACGGCGUCGCCGGCGGCGCCCCCGCCAUCUGCCUCUGCCCACGCGAAGCAGCCGUCCGAGCCGCGCUCGUCUCCCGCCCUCGGUACCGUCUCCGGGUGCUCGCGUCGGCCGUACUCCCGCCGGCCAUCGAAGGCCAGGGUGUGGAGUUGUCGGUAACGACUCGGCGAGGCCGGGUGCUGCCGGUGCUCAAGGACUGCUCCCUUCGAGUCCCUCCGGGGCAGCUCUGGAUGCUCCUCGGCCCCAACGGCUGCGGCAAGUCCACCCUCCUCAAGGUUUUGGCAGGUUUUUUAAAUCCCUCUGCUGGUACAGUGUAUAUUAAUAGGCCAUGCAGUUAUGUCUUCCAAAAUCCUGAUCACCAGGUAGUGAUGCCGACAGUGGAAUCAGAUGUUGCAUUUGGUCUUGGUAAGCUCAACCUUUCAUUAGACGACGUUAGGUCAAGAGUAUCACAAUCACUGGAUGCUGUUGGAAUGUUAAGCUACUCUCAAAGGCCAAUCCAAACUCUGAGCGGUGGGCAGAAGCAGAGAGUUGCAAUUGCCGGUGCUUUAGCGGAAGCAUCUAAAGUACUACUACUGGAUGAGCUGACCACAUUCUUGGAUGAAUACGACCAGAUGGGUGUUAUCAAUGCGGUAAGGAACUCUGUAGCUGCCGGUGGGGAGGUUGCAGCAUUGUGGGUGACUCAUCGGCUGGAAGAACUCAAAUAUGCAGAUGGUGCUAUUUAUAUGGAAGAUGGUCGGACAAUUAUUCAAGGUGAUGUGUCUACAAUAUCUAGAUAUAUAAAGAAGAAGCAAGCCCGCUACUUCGGUCACUUUGAGCUCUGAUGCUUGGGAAUACGCUUAUGGGAAGAUUUGUACACACCAGAUUAAUGAAAACCAGCGUCUUUUGUCAGACUAUUUCCUGGCAAAUUUCCAAUAUUAGUUCCUAGUUGUAUUCCACUGUCGUUGACUCUUCCUUAUACAAAUGUCCAUUUGGGCCUUUUGUGUUGUCACAUAGGGCAUACAUGUUUGGAUUCUGCCUCUGCUCUGGGUUUCUUUCACUUUUAUUUUUUAUAUGUUAUAAGCCUGGAAACCUCGGGGUGCAUUGCCUAAGCAGAAAUUUCUGGUGGUGUUAGAUACACGACUCCAGUGAACUGGU